GACGGAGCGCAGAUCUUCCAGAGAUGGCCAACAGGAACACGCACCCACCACUCCCGGCUGCCGACGCGCCGAUGACCAUCAAGUUCAAGCGGGCCGGUGCCGAGGGUGAUGUCGCACCAUACACCGAGCCUGGCACCACCACUGUCGACGCCAUCCUCGACCUGCUCCGAGAGAACCUCGACCGGAGAACGCCGAGAUCACCUUCACAAGGUACGUUACGAGCACUGGAACGCUGGGAAUACCCCUUAUCUGCUCGGUGUGUGCUUGCACUGGCAGCCACCCCGGUGUGCAGGGCGGCCAGCAACUCAGGGAGGUGUUCAAGGACGGCGACGUGAUCACCUUCAAGCUGGCCGGUGCGAAAAAGGAGCGGACGAUGCGUACGCUCAGAUGUCUGUUCUGCAGGUGAAGGUGAUGGAGAGGCGGCUCCUGCAGCGGCCGAGCCACAGGCGGCAGCAGCGGCACAAAUCGAAGGCGGGCUUGGAAUGGGAGCAGACAGCGGCAGAGGUAGGUAGUUGCACGGACGGAGGCUCACCAGAAAGGAAAUUGCGCUGUGCGUGUUUGUGUUUCAAUCCUUUCAGUCGUGCCGACGCCCAUCGGACGGCCUGCCGACCUGGAGCUCCAACGAGAAGACGACGACGCCAGACAAGAGCGAGGUGGGUGAGGGCACAGGAUACACACAACAUGCGUCAAUGUCAUCACUGCCUCUCUGUGCGCAGAGGACGAGAACGCCUUCGCGAAGGCCUUCCCCUGGCUCGCCGAGGCCUGCCAGCUCUGCCGGGGUCUCACCGUCAACUUGCGCCGGCUCUGCGUCACCUGCUCCACGCUGUGUCCGACCCGCCCGCGGUACUAAGGAAGAGACGAGAAACGAAAAACGGAUCUGUGUGAUGUUUCGCCAGCUACCAUAUGGUGGGGAGCCAAGACGGACCAGCUGACGGAGGAGUGGGCGCGGCCAACAACAACAGACGGUGGGGGUAUGGGGGACCACUGAUGGGCAUGGGCGGCCUGUCGUUCGUUGCGGGCGUCCUGUAUUAUUAUCUCACAUCACGGGUGAGGAGAACGAGACAGGCAAGGGGCACUUGGAAGUGUGGUGUGUGUGUGGGUGGAUGGGUGUGUGCUUCGAUAGGGUGGGGGCGGCAGACACGAAGACGCCAUCACAUCUGCCAACCGCACCAAUUCCACCGAGGUCACACAGACACACACACACAUAUACAUGGACUCACACAGACACACACACACGCACAUGUAUGUCCAUGCAUCCAUCCAUCUCUCGCCCUGUGUGUGUGUGUGUGCAGGGGGGGUAGAUGUGAAUGCGUUCUGCCCCCGCUCCACCGACGACACCACCCACACCCCCGUAGAAAGGAUGACCACCUACGCGCAGUGGUACGACACCAUCAAGCGGGACCUCCACACACACCUCGCCAACACCUCCACGACCAAGAAGCCCACCAAUGCAGCCGAGGAGGACGCGGAUGACGACCGCCUGGCCAUGCCAGGGAGGCACCCGCCGACACGGCACAAUACACACACAUCACGAGCACUAACGACUGAUGGAUGAAUGUUACAUGUUGCAUGAGUGCGUGUUCACGUCCACUGCACUACCACUAGGCGGGGAGAGGGGAGGGAUGGAGGGAUGGAGGGAGAGGUGCACACACACACACACGCGCAUGCGCGUCGAUACAUGUAGUUUAUCUUCACGUACAUGUGCAUGUCGGUCGGUCGAUACGACCACCCUGCAUGCACUGUACUCUUCUUUCUUUCAAGCCAUUCACUAGUAAUCCUGAUGCACGACACUGCUAGCUGUACGAUAUUCAUCUGUGUCCACAUGUUUUUCAGAUUCGCGCGCCCUUUCUUGCGGUGAUGGAUGUGCACGAG
This is a messenger RNA of Vitrella brassicaformis, 1872 nucleotides long. Lineage: Eukaryota; Vitrellaceae. The record is from the annotation of a GenBank genome assembly.